AUGGGCUUGUUUGGAAAAAAGGCAAACAAGAAGUUCAACGAGCUGGACAUAGCACUUCUUAAACUCCAGAAUGAGUGCGACAGACGAAACACACAAGCCGAGCAGGCUUCUGCGCGUGCAAGCGAGUUUCAUAAGAAAGCCAUUCAGAGUCUUAAGGAUCACAACACUGAUCUAGCAAAGAUGUACUUGUGUCUCGAAAAGGAAGCAAAGAAGUACUCCAGUCUCCUCUCGGUGACCUGCGUCGAGGCAGCACGCCAGAAGCGUCUCCUUCAAGAGAGAGUCAGUCAGAUAUCCCUUGUUGAUGCCAUGAAGAAGACUAAUGAGCUGUUGAACAAAAUGCAGAUUGACGGGGAGAAGCUAAAAGAAACGAUGGACGAGAUUCAACAGCACGUAGCAGCAGAUAAGGCGAGCAUAAAUGAGAUAGACCAGAUCAUCUCAGGAAACAAAGACGAGGUCGAUAACAUGAUGGCCGAAUUAAUGGACGAGAUCACUAUCGAGCGAGACAUAAAUGCAAUCCCUAGCCACGACCCGGUCUUGACUGAUACGUCUGUGCACCAUUCUGCGGCCAUUGGCACCGUUAGAGAUAAGAACGAAGAUAGGCCUGACUCUGUGGAGAUAGAGGAGGACCGUGAGGUCGAAGUGUGCGUAAAUUAG
This is a messenger RNA of Giardia duodenalis, 654 nucleotides long. RefSeq lists its product as uncharacterized. NCBI's taxonomy places the organism in Eukaryota, Fornicata, Diplomonadida, Hexamitidae. The transcript has a single exon. The coding region runs from base 1 to 654 and encodes 217 amino acids. The record is from RefSeq and is a predicted model, not a curated record.